AUGGCCACCGAUACUGCGCCUGGAACUGAACUUCUCAUUUAUGAUGGGAAUAACGAAAGCCAUAAAAACCUCCAGACUACUGGCAAAGAUGAUAUCCGUAUCAUUCUCGUUCCCCAGCCGUCGCUGACAGACCCUAAUGACCCUCUGAGAUGGCCACCGUGGAAGAAGUGGGUGGUGUUUUCCCACGGCCUUGCGUACAGUUUCUUCGGAAGCAUUGUUGGACCUAUUAUGUCUGGAGGCAUGGUUCAACAGGCCGCAUUCUAUUCCAUUCCCAUCACCAAGUUGUCUUGGGCUGCUGGCAUCUAUCUUCUGAUGUCUGGUGUUUCAACAAUGUUUUUCAUGCCGCUCUCCGUGAAGUACGGGCGACGGCCAGCACUCCUGGCCUCUACCAUUGCCCUUGGCUUCGGGUGCAUCUGGUGUGGAGUAGCAUCAAACACCACCUUCGUAUCAUUUUUCCUAGCUAGAGCCUUUGCAGGGUUAUUUGCUGGGCCGGUCGAAGCCCUCCUUCCGAGUACCGUCACGGACAUAUUCUUCCUCCACGACCGAGGAGAGAAAAUCGCCAUAUACGGACUUACUCUCCUCGGUGGUUAUGAGAUUGGUCCCGUCUUGUCUGCCUUUAUCAUCCAGGAUAUUGGGUUAAACUGGGCGUUCUACAUUGUGGCAUUUGCGCUUUUUGCAAACUUUAUUGCCAUUAUCUUCUUCAUGCCGGAAACAGCUUACCACAGUCCCCGCCCUAACAUCAAUACCGCCGCGAUAGAUCACUCUACUUCAAUGGACAAAGGCAGCGAGCUUAUUGUUGGAUCCAGCGAUACCGAAACUGGCGCGGCGGAGACAAUGCCUAAACCAUUCAGCGAGACGCUUAAAUUUUGGAGCAGAGAUGCGACCAACCCAAAUAUACGACUCAAGGCAGCGUUUCUCAGACCGCUUGUCCUGCUUGGAUACCCAACUGUCCUCUGGGCCUGCUUGGUCUUUGGCAUGGCAUUAACAUGGAAUAUCGUAUUGUCUUUAACCGUUGCCCAACUGUUUGCUCCGCCACCUUACACAUUCAGCUCAUCUGCCCAAGGCUUGGUAUUCUUGUCGCCAUUUGUUGGGAGCCUUGCCGGGACCUACAUCUGUGGACCAUUGGCAGACCGUAUCGCUCUUUACUACACUCGUCGAAACAACGGUAUUCGAGAGCCCGAGAUGGGACUCCCUAUUGCUGCCGUUGCCGCAGUAUUGACCAUUGUAGGUGUUUGCAUUGCCGCUCCCUGUUACCACUAUCAGACGCAUUGGAUCGGACCUAUCGUGGGGUUUGGUGUCCUCUCCAUUGGGUCUCAGAUGGGAUGCAACCUAUCCAUGUCAUACGCACUGGAAUGUCACCCAGAACUAUCUGGUGAGCUCAUGAUCACAAUUUCUGUGGUCAAGUCGGUUCUCGCUUGGGCCUGGACGUGGUUCAUCAACGACUGGAUUGUGCUUAAUGGCAUGAUGAUGGUUUACUUUCUCGGUAUGUUCGAUUCACACCCUCCCAAAGUGGGGAGGCUGACAAGAUAUACAGUGGCUCUCAUUAACACAGCCGUAUACGCAACCACUAUUUUAUUCUACUACAAGGGCAAGGCUUGCAGAAUCUGGAUUCAGAAGAAGAACCUUUUCGGCCGAACUGGUUUGGCUUAG
Messenger RNA from Ilyonectria robusta, 1650 nucleotides. Its product is annotated as major facilitator superfamily domain-containing protein. The transcript is spliced from 11 exons. The coding region runs from base 1 to 1650 and encodes 549 amino acids. Gene Ontology annotation, biological process: transmembrane transport. Lineage: Eukaryota; Fungi; Ascomycota; Sordariomycetes; Hypocreales; Nectriaceae. Gene Ontology annotation, molecular function: transmembrane transporter activity. The record is from RefSeq and is a predicted model, not a curated record.